Molecule: messenger RNA, 801 nt
Organism: Tympanuchus pallidicinctus (lesser prairie-chicken)
Lineage: Eukaryota; Metazoa; Chordata; Aves; Galliformes; Phasianidae
Gene: FDX2
Product: ferredoxin 2
Exons: 4
Coding region: 1-492 (163 amino acids)
Biological process (GO): P450-containing electron transport chain; positive regulation of oxidoreductase activity
Cellular component (GO): mitochondrion
Molecular function (GO): 2 iron, 2 sulfur cluster binding
Source: RefSeq, a predicted model, not a curated record
AUGACGAUUCAGUCACGCGGCUCGGUCACGUGGCGCCCAACAUGGCCGCCCCCACGGGGGCGCUGUGGCGGCGGUUGCUGCGCAGCGCUGCGGUGCGGGGUUUGUGCGGGACCGCGGCGGCGGAGGAGCCCGAAAGAGCCGGUGAACGUGGUGUUCGUGGACAGUGCGGGGCGGAGGGUGGAGGCGCGGGGCCGCGUGGGGGACAACGUGCUACAACUCGCCAGGGAGUGCGGGGUUCCUAUUGAGGGGGCUUGUGAGGCAUCCCUGGCGUGCUCCACGUGCCACGUUUACGUCAGCACCCCACACCUGGAGCGUCUGCCCCCCCCCAGCGAGAGGGAGGAGGACCUCCUGGAUACAGCCCCGCAGCUGCGCGUGGAGUCGCGGCUGUGCUGCCAGCUGACGCUCCUCCCGUCGCUGGAGGGCGCUGUCUUCACUCUCCCGCGCGUCACCCGCAACUUCUACGUCGACGGCCACGUCCCCAAAGGGCACUGACAGGAGCUGGGGGGGGACGGAACAACCCCCUCCCCCAAUAUAAUGGGAUGGGGACCCCCACCCCAAAAUAAAAUGUAAUGGGAAGUGGGGUCACCGCCCCCCCCCACUAAAAUAAAGUAUGUUAGAAGUGAUGAAGAUGCAGAGCCCCCCCCCCCCCCCCCCCAGAUAUAAUGGGAUUGGAUGGAGACCCCUCCCAAAAAAUAAAAUAUAUUGACAGCAAUGGAGAUGAGGACCCUCCCAAAUAUAAUGAAAUAUAAUGGGAUGGAAUGGGGACACCCCCUUAAAUAAAAUGUUAUGGGGACCCCCCGA